CACUCACUGAGUUGGUCACCUAGUCGGUCACCUGUGCCGCAGCUGGCUCUGUUCUGGCAAGCGUGCUUCCAGUUCCUGGUGCCCAGCUGUCUGUAUGGCGUGGCCCGCCACCCAGGUGACCUGAGGGAGGUGCCAAGGUGUGUGGAGGGGGUCGUGGAGCUGACUGAUUCUUGGAUGAGAAGGGCAGUGGCUUUCAAGUGAAUUUCCGUUUGCUGCCAGAAGAGAUUGACAGUGAAGCUACCUGUGUAAAAUCUGUUUACAGAACAGCAAACUGCAUUUGCACUGCUUGAGGAAGGGAAGCCAGCUGUGUUAAUGCCUAGACUACUUGAAUAACAGAUCAUCCAGUCACUCGAUGGGGAUUCACAGCGGACCACCUGUUUGUGUCACCUUCCCACAUCUCUGUAGCAAGAAAAAUAACCUCAGCACCUCUUCAGUAAUAAUGAUGAAACUGGUAUUAACUGAAUGGCAAUUAUGGAUUUUUAACUCUAAUUCACAGUAAACCAGAAAGCCAUAUGUUUAAAAUCCAACCAAAAAUCGUUGUGUUUUGCUGCAUGCCUCAUGCGAUUGUGAGAAGUGGUGAGAUACCUAUUUGUACAAAGAGGAGUCUUAAGUAUUGCUUGCCUGAGGAGCACAACUGAGCAGAAAGAGAAGACAUCUUAAUUUAUCAUUACAGAUAUAUGAUAGUAUUAUUUAUGUAGAUAGAAUAAAUAUAUAUAUAUUUUUGGUGGUAAUGAAAAUGGCCCCGCAGAAUGCUGACUCGGAAUCUAUGCAAGUUCAAGACCUACCUGUGCCCCUGCCGGACCUGCGGAAGCCGGGAGUCGCGGAGGCCGAGCACCAUGAGGAGACCGUCAGUGAGGGUUCCAUAGACCGAAUCCCCAUGCGCCUGUGGGUGAUGCACGGGGCUGUGAUGUUUGGCAGGGAGUUCUGUUACGCCAUGGAAACGGCUUUGGUCACGCCAAUACUGUUGCAAAUUGGCCUUCCGGAGCAGUACUACAGCCUCACCUGGUUCCUGAGCCCCAUCCUCGGCCUCAUCUUCACACCUCUCAUCGGGUCUGCGAGUGACCGGUGCACCCUGAGCUGGGGCCGCCGCCGGCCGUUCAUCCUCGCACUCUGCAUUGGAGUCCUCUUUGGCAUUGCGCUUUUCCUCAACGGCUCUGCCAUAGGGCUGGCCCUCGGCGAUGUCCCCAACCGGCAGACCAUUGGCAUCGUCCUCACGGUGCUGGGGGUGGUGGUCCUGGAUUUCAGUGCUGAUGCGACCGAAGGGCCCAUCCGUGCCUACCUACUGGACGUGGUGGACAGCGAGGAGCAGGACAUGGCCCUCAACAUCCACGCUUUCUCUGCCGGCCUCGGCGGGGCCAUCGGCUACGUGCUGGGCGGGCUGGACUGGACCCAGACCUUCCUGGGCGACUGGUUCAGAACGCAGAGCCAGGUGCUCUUCUUCUUUGCCGCCGUCAUCUUCACGGUGUCCGUGGCGCUGCACCUCUUCAGCAUCGAGGAGGAGCAGUACAACCCGCAGCAGGACCGCUGCACCGAGGAGACCACCCUGCCCAGCACCCGCCUCAGUGCCCUUGACAGGGGGGCGCAGCUCGGCGGCUCCCUUUUCCCGGACGAGGUGCAGUCGGAGCACGAGCUGCCCCUGGACUAUCUCAGCGUGGACAUAGUACGCAGCAAGAGCGACUCGGUGCUGCACGUGCCCGAUGCCACCCUGGAGCUGGAGCCCGAGCUGCAGUUCCUGCACGACAUCGAGCCCUCCAUCUUCCAGGAUGCCUCCUACCCCAACACGCCCUGCAGUACCAGCCAGGAGCUCCCGCAGGCCAAGCUGUCCCGCCGGUCCACGUUCCUCAGGGAGACCAUGAAAGAGGAUGACACCCUGCUCGAUAACCACUUAAAUGAGGCGAAAGUCCCCAAUGGAAGCGGAUCUUUGCCAAAAGAUGUCCCCAGCAGCUACAGCAGGGUGGACGUGAAGCCCUCGGCUGUGUCUGCCUCCGCACGGCGGCGCCGGCACAGGUUCCACCGGCAGGCCUCCAGCACCUUCUCCUACUAUGGCAAGAUUGGGUCCCACUGCUACCGCUACCGGCGGGCCAACGCGGUGGUCCUGAUCAAGCCGUCCCGCAGCAUGAACGACCUGUAUGACCUGCAGCAGCGGCAGCGGCAGCGGUGCCGGCGCAGGAACCAGAGUGGGGCCACCAACUCCAGCGGGGACACGGAGAGCGAGGAAGGGGAGGGUGAGACCACCGUGCGCCUGCUGUGGCUGUCCAUGCUGAAGAUGCCCCCGGAGCUGAUGCGGCUGUGCCUGUGCCACCUGCUCACCUGGUUCUCCGUCAUUGCUGAGGCUGUGUUCUACACCGACUUCAUGGGCCAGGUCAUCUUCGAAGGGGACCCCAAGGCCCCCUCCAAUUCAACCGCCUGGCACUCCUACAAUGCCGGGGUGAAGAUGGGCUGCUGGGGCCUGGUCAUCUACGCUGCCACCGGUGCUAUUUGCUCAGCCCUGCUACAGAAGUACUUGGACAACUACGAACUGAGCGUCAGGGUGAUCUACGUGCUGGGGACGCUGGGCUUCUCCGUUGGCACAGCCGUGAUGGCCAUGUUCCCCAACGUCUAUGUUGCCAUGGUCACCAUCAGCACCAUGGGCGUCGUCUCCAUGAGCAUCUCCUACUGUCCCUAUGCCCUGCUAGGGCACUACCACGACCUCAGGCAGUAUGUCAACCACAGCCCCGGGAACUCCAAGCGAGGCUUCGGCAUCGACUGCGCCAUCCUGUCCUGCCAGGUCUACAUCUCCCAGAUCCUGGUGGCAUCCGCCCUCGGGGGCGUGGUGGAUGCCGUGGGGACCGUCCGUGUCAUUCCCAUGGUGGCCUCCGUGGGCUCUUUCCUGGGCUUCCUGACCGCCACAUUCCUGGUGAUCUACCCCGAGGUGUCGGAGGAGGCCAAGGAAGAGCAGAAAGGCCUGUCCUCCCAGCCUGUCGGUGACGGCAGCAGCGGGGGCCGCGAGAAGCCCACGGUCCUGAAGCUCUCGCGGAGGGCGGGCCUGCACGCGCUGGUGGAGUCGGAGUCUGUGGUCUGAGCCACACUCCUGGUGACACGUGCUCCCAGGCAGGCGCAGGGGGCGGCGGGGAGCAGCACAGACAGGCCUUUCCCAACAUGUAGGUGACAUUCAGUAGUCAUAGGGUAGGUUGAGCUCCUAGGCAAAAAUGCCACGCUAAUUACUUUUUCCACAAUUAAAAAAAAAAUCAUUUGAAAUCUUUUUAAUUGAAAAAGAUCUUUUAAUUUCAACUUUGUCUUUUA
Cynocephalus volans (Philippine flying lemur) is the source of this 3282-nucleotide messenger RNA. RefSeq names its product solute carrier family 45 member 4 (gene SLC45A4). The transcript has 10 exons. Lineage: Eukaryota; Metazoa; Chordata; Mammalia; Dermoptera; Cynocephalidae. The record is from RefSeq and is a predicted model, not a curated record. Gene Ontology annotation, biological process: transmembrane transport. The coding region runs from base 731 to 3061 and encodes 776 amino acids. Gene Ontology annotation, cellular component: membrane. Gene Ontology annotation, molecular function: sucrose:proton symporter activity.